AUGAACCAACACUAUAAGGGUGCAAUUAGAAGUAAAAUCUGGAAUCUACGAAAAAACAAAGAAUUACGGAUGAAAGUUAUAAACAGUGAUAUCAACGAAGAAGAGUUUGCGAGAAUGAGUGCCGAGGAAAUGGCAUCACCUAAACGCCGUCGUACCAACGAAAUAUUGCGUAAACAUGCUCUUGAAAAGACGGUUGUAACGUCAGAGUCAAAUCCUAUCAAAUCAAAUGAGUCGGGCGGCGAUAAAUUGGAAUUGGCGUAG
Paraglomus brasilianum is the source of this 261-nucleotide messenger RNA. The record is from the annotation of a GenBank genome assembly. Lineage: Eukaryota; Fungi; Glomeromycota; Glomeromycetes; Paraglomerales; Paraglomeraceae.